Dioscorea cayenensis subsp. rotundata (Guinea yam) is the source of this 1122-nucleotide messenger RNA. RefSeq names its product RHOMBOID-like protein 12, mitochondrial. Gene Ontology annotation, molecular function: serine-type endopeptidase activity. Gene Ontology annotation, cellular component: membrane. The transcript has 9 exons. NCBI's taxonomy places the organism in Eukaryota, Viridiplantae, Streptophyta, Magnoliopsida, Dioscoreales, Dioscoreaceae. The coding region runs from base 1 to 960 and encodes 319 amino acids. The record is from RefSeq and is a predicted model, not a curated record.
AUGGAAAUACGAAGCAGAGGAACGAACACCUCCUUCGGAAAGCACCAAUCUUCAAGCCCCUUCAUCUCCUCUCACGUAUCUCGAGGCCGUGUUCUCUCCUCCUCUUCCGACUCCUCCGCCGCCGCCGCUCGCCUCCCAUGGAGCUCUUGGAAGAGCCCUGGAUCUUCAGGAUUGUUUGGGUUUUUCGGAUCCCCGAAUGUGUCGAAGUGGGUGUUGACGAGAACUCGGUUCUCGGUUUCCCUUGAUAGCGUCGUGGAUCAAGGGCUUCAGUCUUUGAGGGCAUCGUUGCAGCGACGAAGCUUCGACCCCCGGAGGCUCUUCUCUUCUCCCUGGAGUUUCUGGGGCUAUGCGCUACCAACCCCUGAGGGAGCAGUUUUGAGCUUGAUUGGAGCUAAUGUUGCUGUUUUUUUCUUAUGGAGAAUUGCAGACCCGACAUUUAUGAGGAAACAUUUUAUGAUUUCACUGGAUAAUUUCAAAAGUGGGCGAUGGCACACAUUGAUCACAAGUGCAUUCAGCCAUGCGGAUCUUGACCACCUUGUCACAAACAUGAUUGGUCUCUACUUCUUUGGCUCCCAGAUUUCAAGGCUGUUUGGGCCUGAAUUUCUACUGAAAUUGUACUUAGCAGGAGCACUGGGUGGAUCAAUAUUCUUCUUGGUACAUGGAGCCAUAACUGCUUCAUCAUCCGAGAGCUUGCAAAGAUGGCAUAGUUCAAGAAUUGCCGGCCUGGGGGCUAGUGCAGCUGUUAAUUCAAUCAUUCUGCUUGAUAUAUUUCUUUUUCCAAAGAACAUAUACUAUGUAAACCUCAUCAUACCUGUUCCUGCAAUGUUAAUGGGAGCAAUACUGAUUGGAAGUGAUUUAUGGAGGAUUAAGAAGGGAGAUGAACACAUAUCAGGAUCAGCUCAUCUAGGGGGUGCUGUGGUUGCUGCUCUUGUGUUUGCUAGAUUGAAGCAUUGGAUCUGAUUGGAAACAAAGUUUAAUACUCUUCAUGUUUAGCAUCUUUCAUGCUUUGAUUAAGUGAAUUUUCUUUUAACCAAUUCAUUUGUUAACAAUAACUGUUACAGAUUAGUCUCAUAGCUCAUCUGUAAAAACACUUGAAAAUAAGCAUAACUAUAGAUCUUUUCU